CAGCACGCGACUGUCGAAUGACUUAUCGGUGCAUCGCCUUGUUGCUCGGUGCUGCUCGCUGGCAUGGCAGUGGCAAUAAUGGCGGCCGCCUGAAACAAGACAAGCGAGGGACUCGAAAGCGCGACUACAACGGGUUGCCGUUUCGGUCUGUCUUUGAUGUUGCCGUCCCACGAACGACCAUGGAAGUGACCGCAAAAAAUUUCCAGGAGCAGUUCGGCCAGCUCAAGGCGGCCGUCGAAAAUGCAUCGUUCGUCGCCGUCGACUGCGAAUUUACGGGUCUACACUUGGAUCGAAGUACCCACGCGUAUGACACUCCAGAGGAACGCUACCGAAAGCUGAGAGAGACAUCUUUAGAUUUUCUGGUGGUUCAAGUUGGCGUGUGCACGUUCCAGUACGACAAGGAAAAGCAUGGGUACAGUUACAAGGCAUUCAACUUCUAUGUUUGUCCGAAACAAACAGUCAAGGGUGCGCCCGACAGAAUGUUUCAGUGCCAGGCUAGCAGCUUACAGUUCCUGAGUCAACAUGGCUUUGACUUCAACAAGCUCUUCAGUCAGGGUGUCUCGUACCUGAAAGCCGAAGAAGCAGCGCAGCUACGCGAAUCGCUGAGCGAGCGGCAUGCCCUACAGCUCAGGGAGAUAGGCUCGCCCAAUAACGGCCCGGCCAAGAUGUCCAAGGUCGACAUUCCCAAGGACAGCCAGGGCUUCGUCGACGAAGUCCUGGACAAGGUGCAGGAGUUCUUGGACAGCACGUCAGACGUCGAAAUGGAUGAGGACGUCGGAAACACCUCAAAGGGCUCGGCUAAGGACUCCGCCGAGAACUCCCCCGAGAACUCCGCCAAGAACUCCGCCGAGGACAGCAGGGUACUGCACCUGUCCGAGUGCAGUAGCUUUCGACGCAAACUCAUCUACCAGGAGGUGUACGCGCGCUUCGGCAGCAAGGUCCAGCUGAACACGGAGGCAGACUCGGAGGGGAUGGUACACAUAGCCGUGCGCAUUGCUGGCUCGCCGGAAGAACAGCGGGCCAGGCUCGAGCUCAAGCACAAGAAGGAAAGGAUGACAGGCCAGCAACCCAACGUUGCGCUCUCGCGUCAAGUCGCUCGAGACAUCACAACGGCCAAACAGCGCUCGGGAGACCGAAGAACCGCCCGUCCGAGGAAAACGAGGGAGCAGGAGGACCUCGAAUUGGCGCAUGGCUUCAGCCGAGUCCUCGAGCUGCUGGCUUCGAGUGGCAAGCUGAUCGUGGGGCAUAACAUGCUGCUCGACAUCAUGCACCUGCUCUCACAGUUUGUGGACGACCUGCCCAAGGACUACAAUGAGUUCAAGAGCAUGGUGAGGGCUGCCUUCCCAUCUCUGGUCGAUACCAAGGUGCUUGCCAGUGACAGCGCCAUCAAGGAUACUUUCGCGUGCACUGCCCUGGAGUUGCUGCUCAAGCAACUUCGCAGCAGGCCAUCCUGUGUGCCACCCGUGGAGUCCGAGCCUGGCUACGGCUACAACCUGGACAAGGCCAAGUACCACGAGGCUGGCUACGACGCAUUUGUCACGGGCAUGUGCUUCAUGGGCCUCUGCCAGCAACUAGGUAAAAACAAGGACCAUAGCGUUGAGCUGAAGGAGAGUAGCCCAGUCCUGAAGCCAUAUCUCAACAGGAUCCACAUGAUGCAGUCUCCAGACAUUCCCUCUCUAAACAUGGCUGGAAACGAAGUGAUACCGUCUCGGAGCCACGUAUUGCACGUGGCGUUUCCUGCAGAAUGGCGUGCCAAUGACCUCUACCAGUUGUUCAACAGCUUUGGUCAAAUAGCCAUCCACUGGAUUAACUCAACGCAGGCAUUUGUGGCCAUGGCUAGCAGCCCUCUUGCAACUCAGGCUCUGAAGAAACUUGGCUCGAGCAAGACCUCGAUCCACGAACCCUACCGCCUAGAGAGCUACACCACUUACAUGACCAGGAUGUCACGUCAGGCUGCAGCAGCAACAGCAGGGAACAGAGUGCCCUCGUCACGUGACUCUGAGUCAACAACGGAAGACUCGAGCACAGCACGCAAGCGGAAAAGAUCUGCCUCAUUUACCUCUUCGGCACCUAGCAGCCCUCCUCGAAUGUCGGAAGACGAAAGUGCCAAACUGAAGAAGGUAAGCCAAAGCCGAAGCUGGUGAAAAAGAUGACGACGACGACGGCCGUACAAAUUGCUGUCACCGAAAAAUUCUUCGAAGAAAACGACGACUGGAGCUAGGACGACUGCAAGAGCUUUCCAUCCUCCACCCGUCACCUCACUCAUCCGCAUACUUAAGUCAGCAUUAUAAAACACAUUCUCUCAGACA
This is a messenger RNA of Dermacentor albipictus, 2309 nucleotides long. Its product is annotated as poly(A)-specific ribonuclease PARN-like. Gene Ontology annotation, cellular component: nucleus; cytoplasm. Gene Ontology annotation, molecular function: RNA binding; poly(A)-specific ribonuclease activity; metal ion binding. NCBI's taxonomy places the organism in Eukaryota, Metazoa, Arthropoda, Arachnida, Ixodida, Ixodidae. Gene Ontology annotation, biological process: nuclear-transcribed mRNA poly(A) tail shortening. The record is from RefSeq and is a predicted model, not a curated record.